Molecule: messenger RNA, 6118 nt
Organism: Sorex fumeus (smoky shrew)
Lineage: Eukaryota; Metazoa; Chordata; Mammalia; Eulipotyphla; Soricidae
Gene: FNIP1
Product: folliculin interacting protein 1
Exons: 18
Coding region: 73-3570 (1165 amino acids)
Cellular component (GO): cytoplasm
Molecular function (GO): ATPase inhibitor activity; protein-folding chaperone binding
Source: RefSeq, a predicted model, not a curated record
UGGCGGCGAGGCUGUAGGAACGGGGGCCUAGCUAGCGCCCUGAGGAGCGUCCUCAGCCUAGCGGAGGCCAGCAUGGCCCCUACGCUGUUCCAGAAGCUCUUCAGCAAGAGGAAUGGGCUGAGCGCGCCCGGUCGGGACGCGCGAGACCCGGAUUGCGCGUUCAGUUGGCCUUUGCCAGAAUUUGAUCCAAGCCAGAUUCGACUGAUUGUAUAUCAAGACUGUGAAAGAAGAGGGAGAAAUGUCUUGUUCGACUCCAGUGUUAAGAGAAAAAGUGAGGACAUAUCAGUAUCGAAACUUUGUAGUGAUGCUCAAGUUAAAGUCUUUGGAAAAUGCUGCCAGCUGAAACCUGGAGGUGACAGUUCUUCCUCUCUGGAUAGUUCUGUGACUUCAGCUUCUGAUGUAAAAGACCAAUGUCCUAAGUACCAGGGUUCACGGUGCUCCUCUGAUGCCAGUAUGCUUGGAGAGAUGAUGUUUGGCUCUGUAGCAAUGAGCUAUAAAGGUUCCACCUUAAAAAUUCAUCAGAUCCGUUCUCCUCCACAACUUAUGCUCAGCAAAGUUUUUACUGCACGAACAGGCAGCAGUAUCUGCGGAAGUCUCAAUACGCUUCAGGACAGUCUUGAAUUUAUCAAUCAGGAUAACAAUACAUUAAAGGCUGAUAAUAACACAGUUAUUAAUGGACUACUUGGAAAUAUAGGUCUUUCACAGUUCUGCAGCCCCAGGCGGGCAUUCUCUGAACAGGGUCCGCUCCGUCUGAUCAGGAGCGCCUCUUUCUUUGCAGUUCAUAGCAACCCAAUGGACAUGCCUGGAAGAGAGCUGAAUGAAGACAGAGACAGUGGCAUAGCACGUUCUGCAUCUCUCAGCAGCUUGUUUAUUACACCGUUUCCUUCCCCAAACUCUUCACUUACCCGAAGUUGUGCCAGCAGCUACCAGCGACGUUGGCGAAGGAGCCAAACAACAAGUUUGGAAAAUGGGGUAUUUCCUAGAUGGUCAAUAGAAGAAAGUUUUAAUCUGUCAGAUGAAAACUGUGGCCCAAAUCCAGGAAUCGUGAGGAAAAAGAAGAUUGCUAUUGGGGUAAUCUUUUCAUUAUCCAAAGAUGAAGAAGAAAAUAACAAAUUUAAUGAAUUCUUUUUUUCACACUUUCCUCUUUUUGAAAGUCACAUGAACAAAUUAAAGAGUGCAAUAGAACAGGCUAUGAAAAUGAGCCGAAGAUCAGCUGAUGCCAGUCAGAGGAGUUUAGCAUAUAAUCGAAUAGUUGAUGCCUUAAAUGAAUUCAGAACAACAAUAUGUAAUCUUUACACAAUGCCACGAAUUGGAGAGCCUGUCUGGCUUACAAUGAUGUCAGGGACUCCAGAAAAGAACCAGCUUUGUCAUCGUUUCAUGAAAGAGUUUACUUUUCUAAUGGAAAAUGCUUCCAAAAAUCAAUUUUUGCCAGCACUCAUUACUGCCGUUCUGACCAAUCAUCUUGCCUGGGUUCCAACCGUCAUGCCUAAUGGACAACCACCUAUAAAAAUAUUUUUAGAAAAACAUUCCUCUCAGAGUGUGGACAUGUUGGCAAAGACUCAUCCUUAUAACCCUCUUUGGGCACAACUGGGGGACUUGUAUGGCGCUAUUGGCUCUCCUGUACGGUUAGCGAGGACUGUGGUAGUUGGCAAACGGCAAGACAUGGUCCAGAGGCUGCUGUAUUUUCUUACUUACUUUAUAAGAUGCUCUGAACUUCAAGAAACACAUCUUUUAGAAAAUGGAGAAGAUGAGGCCAUCGUUAUGCCAGGCACAGUUAUUACUACCACAUUAGAGAAAGGUGAAAUAGAAGAAUCUGAAUAUGUGCUUAUUACAAUGCAUAGAAAUAAAAGUAGUUUGCUUUUUAAAGAAUCAGAAGAAACAAGGACUCCUAAUUGUAAUUGUAAAUAUUGCAGUCAUCCACUCCUUGGGCAAAAUAUAGAGAAUGUUUCACAACAUGACAGAGAAGAUAUUCAAAAUGGCACUAAGGAAAUGCUAGGAAUUUCAGAUGAGUGCCGAAUAAUUUCUCCUUCUAACUGCCAAGAAGAAAAUGGUGCUGAUAUUAAACAAUACAGAGAUAAAUUAAGAACUUGCAUUGACACCAAGUUAGAAACAGUUGUUUGUACAGGAUCUGCUCCAGUUGACAAAUGUGCAUUGUCAAAAUCAGACACAGACACAGCAGAGAAAACAUGGCAGAGUGAAGAGUUUCUGGAUUCAGAUAAGCACAUAGGCAAAGUGUUGAGACCCACAGGAAUGGUUGUGGAAAAAAAGCCUCCAGAUAAGCUUGUCACUGCUGCAUUUUCUUGUGAGGCAGCCCAGACAAAGGUUACUUUCUUGAUUGGGGAUUCUAUGUCUCCUGACUCAGAUACUGAACUCCGGAGUCAGGCAGUGGUGGAUCAGAUUGCCAGACAUCACACCAAUCCACUGAAGGAAGAAAGAGGGGCUAGUGAUCAACUUCAAGAAAUUCAACAAACAACCAAGGACCAAUCUGGAGAGUCUGUUAUAUCAGACGUGGUUUCUGGAGAGCCCUGUGAACUUUCCUGUUGGAAUCAUUCAGACCCAGAAAGCAUGAGUUUAUUUGAUGAAUAUUUUAAUGAUGAUUCAAUUGAAACCAGGACUAUUGAUGAUAUUCCAGUUAAAACAAAUACUGACAAUAAAGAACAUUGCUGUAUUUUAGAGUUUUCGAAAAGACCAUGUAUAAAAAAUAACAAACAAAACAAUGAAUUUUGUAAAUGUGUAGAAACAGUUCACCAAGACUCAUGUAAAGCCUGCUUUCCUCAGCAGGACCAAAGAGAUACUCUCUCUAUUCUUGUCCCCCAUGGGGAUAAAGAGAGUUCAGAGAAAAAAAAUGUUGGAACUGACUGGGACAUUCCAAGAAAUGAGAGUUCAGAUAGUGCCCUAGGAGAUAGUGAAAGUGAAGAUACAGGCCAUGAUAUGAACCGACAAGUAAGCAAUUAUUAUGGAGGAGAGCAAGAGGAUUGGGCAGAAGAGGAUGAGAUACCCUUUCCUGGGUCAAAAUUAAUCGAAGUGAGUGCUAUUCAGCCCAACAUCGCUAACUUUGGGAGGUCCUUGUUAGGUGGCUACUGCUCAUCUUAUGUUCCUGACUUUGUUCUUCAAGGAGUUGGAAGUGAUGAGAGGCUCCGUCAGUGUCUGGUAUCAGAUUUGUCUCAUGCUGUGCAGCAUCCAGUGUUGGAUGAACCAAUAGCAGAAGCUGUCUGUAUUAUAGCCGAUAUGGAUAAAUGGACUGUUCAGGUGGCCAGUAGUCAGAGACGCAUGACAGAUAAUAAAUUGGGAAAGGAAGUAUUGGUUUCCAGUCUUGUUUCCAACCUGCUUCAUUCCACUCUUCAGCUUUAUAAACACAAUUUAUCUCCAAAUUUUUGUGUAAUGCAUCUUGAAGACCGGUUACAGGAGCUGUACUUCAAAAGCAAAAUGCUGUCUGAGUACCUAAGGGGGCAGAUGCGUGUUCAUGUCAAGGAGCUGGGAAUGGUUCUUGGGAUUGAAUCGAGUGACCUUCCUCUUCUGGCUGCUGUAGCAAGCACACACUCUCCUUAUGUUGCUCAGAUACUUCUUUAAUAUGCCCAGGUGUUGUUAAAAAUAAAUUUGGUGGAAUAGGUAAAACCAAGGAAGCAGACAUUAUUUUCCCUACUAGUCUUCCAUUUGAAUGAAUCCAUUGCCUGGGUAUUCUGAAUUGCAGUGUGUAUUUUGUGAUUAUUGGAUUGUUGUUUUCCUUUUGAUUAGGUUUUUGAGAGAUAAGAUUUUCACCAAGUGAAAAUGAUAAGCAUAAUUUUGGGGGAAAGCAUUUGACAAUAUCAAAAGGUAAAUGAUAAAUUGAUGCAAAAUAAACAUUGAGGAAUUACAAAUGAUAUCUACGAUAUGUUGGUACACUGAUCAGUAGCAGCUAAUGACUUAUGGUUAAAUUGUGCGAAAAUAGUUAGGUUUUUAUUCUUUACUUUAGGGUAUAGAGUUCUGUAAAACUGAUUUUUUAUUUUUCUGUUAAAAAUAGCUACUUUCUGGAUAUUUCUCAAAGUAUUUAAAACAUUCUGUUUAUUAUAACACAGAAUAAUGAGUGUAAAUGUGUGUUAACUUACCCACCUAAAUGUACAGAUAUAUCUGUUUUUAAAUGGCAGAGGUAGAAUACAAAAUUGGUUAACGGUACCUUUUCCAAAAAAGUUACUAGUUUCAAUUGUAUAUAAUGUUGAAUGUUACUUUCUGGUGAUAUUUCUGUUUCACUCACCCUAAGAUAUAAGGAAAACCAAUUUUUUUUAAGGCUAAGGGCUGUAGAUUCCUCAAAUGAAAAUACUACUUUAUACCAUUUGUUUUAUUUAUAAAUACAAUUCUUAUAAAUACUAAUAUUUACAUACUCACUAAUUUAAUAAAAAUUAGGGUUAAAAAUUGCACCAAAGUAUUGGCAAAAAUACUACUAUUUUAAAAGUGCUCAGGUAAAUGAGGCCCUGUUUUCGGUACAAGUUCUUCUACAACUAUAGGAACUGAAUAUUUGUUACACUGCUUCAUUAUUCACUUUACACAGCUAGAACUCAUUAACUCUUAAAAUUAUUUUUUUUCUCCAAUAGAUGCUUUCUUCCAAAAUCUGAUUGUUUUAAAACAUUACCACUUUUCAAUUUGUUUUUUGUAUAUACUGUAGAAUUUUGUCUGUAAGAAAGGCUAAUAUGGAACCAAACUCUUGUAAGUAAUGUAAAUAGAUAGGUAGAUACAGUUUUCAAUAUGCUCUACUACCUCAGUUUACUUGAAUACUACAUUAUAGUUUGUUAUUUAGCUACUUUAGGAUACUUUUAAUGCUAGAAGUAAAGUUGGUUUCUGCUUUCAUGGAAUAUUUUCAUUAUAAUUGAUUGAUUACCUUUAUAAGUAAAACCGCCAACUUGUUCUGUUACUAAAUAUAUUUACUGCAUAAUACAUCUAUUCUUGCUACUUAAAUUUAAAUAAUUUAGAUUUCUGUGGUUUGUAGUGUUUGACCUUGAAUUUAUAGCAUUGGGUAACAUUUUGUCUUGCUUAUUAAGUAUCUAAGAAAUCUCCAACUAGACAAGGAAGAAAUGUUUGUUUUAAUGGAAUGUAAGGAACUGAAAUUGAUAUGCCUGCAUUCUUAUUGGCCCUUUUGUCCUAUCAGCUGAUCCCAGUCAGUACCUAAGUCUCCCAUGGAUGACGUGCUGCCAAAGAGAGUUCUUUAAUUCAAUUUUCUUAAUCCAUUCACUGGUGAAAAAUUUUUUUUUUCCAUUUGAAAUUUUACGGAUCAGUCUCUUUGGCAGAAUUUAUAGUAUAGGACAGUUUUUAGUAGGCCAUUGCACAUUAUUUUUCAUUGUAGCUCAGAAUGAUUCUAAUGUCUUUUUCUGUUUUUUUUUUAUUACCAAAUUAGCCCUGUUUGAAAUUAUAACUCCUAAUAAAUGAUCAUUUAGGACAUCAUCUUCAGUAAAUGACCGACUCCCACUACUAAACUUUGUUUGAAGGAAAUAACCUAUAGUUUCUUACAAAAUCAUUCAUCCUUUUAGAACUCCUGAGUUUCAAUAAUACCAAACUUCCUGUUAUUUCUUCAGCCUUUAUUAUUGUCAUACUUUUCUUACACAAAGCCCAAGAAAUGAGCUGCUACUUCUUUAAAGUGUGGUCAUUAUGAUGAAUGUGAAGAAUUUUGGCCUCUUUGAAACAAAUUUUUUCAACUUCUUAAGGUACAGAUAAAUAUAUGCUACAUAUUUUUUAAAACCUGUUUGUUGUAAUAGGAAAUUAAAAAGGGAUCUUUUGCAUUAUAGAUUUAAAACUGGUAUUUCCUUGUAUAUAAACUAAUUGGUUUUAAAUAUUUCUCACCUUAUUAAUACGUCUUAACUUUGAGUUUGAAAAUGUUAAGUGCAAUAAACAUACUAGUACAGAUUUCAUUUUGUUUCAGUUGGCAUACACUGGGGAUGAUCACUUUUUAAAAAAAGAAUUUACACAAUGCCUACUUUGGUAGAUGUCUUACAAGAAUGUUUUGCGUUCUCUAAGUUAUUUAGAUGGUGGGACAUGUAAAAUGUACAUAUUUUUUUCUGUGUUCUGUAUACAUUUCUCAAAUGUGCACCUGUAUUAUAAUAACCUCCCAGUUCUGGGGAAAUUUGUGCAAUAAACAUGUACAUUAAUUUGA